This is a messenger RNA of Brassica oleracea var. oleracea, 1243 nucleotides long. Its product is annotated as autophagy protein 5. NCBI's taxonomy places the organism in Eukaryota, Viridiplantae, Streptophyta, Magnoliopsida, Brassicales, Brassicaceae. Gene Ontology annotation, cellular component: cytoplasm; phagophore assembly site membrane; Atg12-Atg5-Atg16 complex. Bases 111 to 1115 code for a protein of 334 amino acids. Gene Ontology annotation, biological process: C-terminal protein lipidation; autophagy of mitochondrion; nucleophagy. The record is from RefSeq and is a predicted model, not a curated record. The transcript has 8 exons.
ACGUACGCCUUAUAUUAAUACUGUACACGCAAGAGAAGAUGACGUCACGAGAAAGAUCGUUUUAGAGAGAAGCUGCGACGGAUACGUAGGAGAAGAGGAAGAAGAAGAGAAUGGCGGCGAAUGAAGAAGCUAUGAAGUAUGUAUGGGAAGGAGCAAUUCCGCUGCAGAUUCAUCUCCACAAAUCCGAAGUCGCUUCUCACCCUGCUCCUCCUCCUGCUCUCGUGUUAGCACCAAGGAUAGGGUACUUGCCUCUGUUAGUUCCUCUGAUAAAGCCUUACUUCAAGGAUUCACUUCCUCCUGGUGAAGACUCAAUCUGGUUCGAUUACAAAGGCGUUCCUCUUAAAUGGUAUAUACCAACAGGUGUUCUCUUCGAUCUCUUAUGCGCUGAACCUGAAAGACCUUGGAAUCUCACUAUACACUUUAGGGGAUAUCCGAGCAACGUACUCAUUCCAUGUGAAGGAGAAGAUUCUGCCAAGUGGAACUUUGUUAACUCUUUGAAAGAGGCGGCAUAUAUUAUCAAUGGAAACUGCAAGAAUGUUAUGAAUAUGUCUCAGAGUGAUCAAGAGGAUCUGUGGACUUCUGUCAUGAACGGUGAUCUUGAUGCCUACACAAGGUUAUUACCCAAGCUUAAAAUGGGAAAUAUCGAAGAUGAGUUUUCAAGAAAAGAAAGUUUGUCAUCUCCAGUAUCUCGACAAGGUGGUGGGACUGAGAUAGAUGUGGCUGGACAAGUUAAGACAGCAAGGAUUCCUGUUAGGCUGUAUGUUCGAAGUGUAAGUCAAAAUUUCGAGAAUCUUGAAGAUGUGCCUGAGAUCGAUACAUGGGAUGAGAUUUCGUACAUGAAUCGCCCUGUUGAGUUCCUGAAAGAAAAAGGGAAAUGCUUUACUCUACGUGACGCUAUUGAAAGUCUCCUCCCGGAGUACAGUGGAGACAGAGCUCAAACGAGUGGAGAAGAAGAAGCAGAUGGGUCGCAGGAGACGAGGGGAGAAAUCAAGCUGGUAAGGAUACAAGGGAUAGAAUUGAAACUAGAGAUACCGUUUUCAUGGGUGGUAAACAACUUGAUGAACCCAGAAUUCUAUCUCCACAUCUCUGUUCUUGUGAUAGGUCCUCAAAGGUAAAAACUAGUAAGGCUCUGCAUCUACAAUCGACCUGUGAAUAGACCAAAUUGAUUUCUCGUUUGUUUUUUUAUAAGCCAAAAGCAUCAACUAUUUGUUAUAUACAUAUAAUGAUCCAACAUGUUUCAACA